GUUCAGUCUUUCUCAGCUCACCCUCCAACAUGAACGCUCAUCUCAGCGCUCUUCUCAUCUUCACUGGACUCUCAGGUCAGUCGGGGGUUCAGUUAGUAUUAGCGUUUUCUCAUGUUUGAGGAGUUUAUGAUUUAAAUUUCUCCUCUUUAUAUGUUAUUGGUUGAAUAUGUUCAUGGGUUUUGUUGCAGGACUUCAGAGCUUAACUACGGUCAGCAAAGUGCCAGUGAAGAUUGGAGACUCCAUCACUGUCCCAUGUCUCUACGAGUCCAAGUAUAAAGACCAUGUGAAAUACCUGUGUGAAGGAUACUAUUGGAACUACUGCUCCUACGCAGUCAAAACUGACCAGCCAAAGCGACCUGCAGAGUUUUCAAUCUCUGAUGACAAACAGCAAGGAGUCUUUACUGUGACUAUUAAAAGUCAAAAAAACCUCUAUUACUGGUGUGCUGUGGAGAUAAAGAACGGAAAUGACAUUGGGGAAUUUUUUCAGCUUUCAGUUACCAAAGGUAAGAAACCUUUAAGGGAUUUUCUUUUUUCAUCUUGAGCCAUGUAUUUAAAUAUUUUAAAAUCUUAAAACUAUAACUAUACUCUAAGAAUUGAAAAAGAAGAUUUUUUUCAGCAGAAAGACUUCAUGUCAAAGGAGUUUGGCAGCUUUAAAGUGUGUGAUCUGACAUAUCUCUGAAUCAUUUUAGAUAUAAAUAAAUAGAUAAAUUAAAGAAAUCUGCAUCUGUAGUGAUCCUUUCUCAAAACUCAGCCUUUUAGCACAAAUGAUCUGAGCUGUCAGAUCACAGCUAGACUUUUUUUCUAAUGAAUCUAAACUAAUCGCUUUAUCAACAAACAUGCAAAAAAGUAUAUAUAAACAAAUAAAUAAAUAAAUAAACAAAUAAAAGAAGAAUAAGUUUUCUUUGCUCCUCUAUCUUUAACCUGAUAUAAAGACUGGAACAUUAAAGAUUAAAGAUUCUUUCAAAGAUCUUUUUAUAUUUAUCUAAAGGAGAAAUUUGACAUUUUUCAGCCUGGGCACUAUUUUCCUAUGUGUUUGUUUGUACUUGACUGAUGGGAGAACAGUUUCGACUACACACACUGUAAAAAGCAAAACAUUAAAUCAAUAUAAAAAAGUUAUUCAAUUGGUCACAUCUAAUAAAAUUAAGUUCAGUGAACUAAAUAAAAUUUACUUCAAUUCAUUCAUUAUUUUUAAUUCCAUUGAACUCAAUUUUAUUUAAGCAAUGGAAAUGGAAAAAAGAUAUUUGGAACAACUUAAUAAACUACAGAAACUGGAUUGAAUGAAAUUGUUAUUUUUAGUUUGAUCUAACUUAUUUAUAGUUAAUCAGCGAAAUUUUUAAGUGUCUAUUCAGAUCAACUAAUUUUUGUUUAUGAGACUAAUGAUAAAAUUAUUUUUAAUUCAAUGUAACAUGUUACUUUAAAUGCUAUCAUUUUUCCCUUCAAUAUGACUUAUUUUAUUCUUAAACAAAACAAUCCAAGUAAUAAUCCAUGAAAUUUUUUAUUAUAUGGAUCCAUAUUAUAGCAAAUCUUAUGUAGAUAAACAUUAACUUGUUUUAUCUUACGAGAUUCAUAUAUUCCAAUAUUACAACUGUUAUUUUGGCUAAUGCUGUUUUGAAGGGAAAUACCACAUGUCACAGCGUUUAGCAGGUCUUUUCAGACUUUGAACAGGGUGGUGCUGAUUCAACAAAAGUUUAAGUUCAAUUUCAGGAGAUGCUCCACGUUCUUCAGCUUGGAGCUCAUCAACUUUACUUCAACUUUAUCUUUGAAAUGCUAAUUAAUCUCAUAACAUUAUGGCUUGAUUUUCUUACAGCUUCAAUCUGCAGAGAAAAUAAUUUUACCACUAUUUAAUUAUUCUGAGAUUAUGACUCAAUAAACAUGUGAUGUGACACAAUGAGUUUACUAAAGCUAGAGCUGCCAUGUUUAAACACGAUAACUGCUCUGGACUUUAAAGGAAGGUUACAAUGCCUGGAGAGAGCAAAAUGGCCAAAAAGGUUUUGACUGUCCUGCUCCAGACUAAAGUCCUGCUGGAUCUGUAGACUUUGCCGACACUGACAUGAGUUAAGGAAAAACAGUAAAUGUUGAGUAAAAGCAUCAGGAUUCAUCUUUGAGUCAGCUUUUACAUCUUUUUACAUCAUCCAUCUUCUUUUUUUAAAUCAUGAUAUAGAGAAAAAAAAAACUAUAAGGUAUCAAAGUUUUCAGAAUAUUUUGACGUUACAAUAACUGUGAUUCUAUCUAGAGUAUAAAAGUUUGAGUCUUUUUUCUAAAAGAUGUUAUUAAAUAAAACAGCUGCUUGCACAGAGAGGACUCACACAUGUCUGGUUACAUUAAACUCUGUUUUCUCUGAAGGUCCAAACCUGCUGGACGGUCCUCAGAAGGUCUCAGCAUUUAGAGGAGGAAAUAUUAUCAUUAACUUUCCCUACACUAGUCGUGGAGGAGUCCAGUGGUGCAGGCUUGGAGGGUCCUGUGUGAAGAAGCCAUAUGGAUCAAUAGAUGGAGCAGACGUGACCAUUUCUGCAGAAAAUCAUGUGGGUGUCAAAGUGACUCUGAGUGGACUGAGGACACAGAGCAGCGGCUGGUAUUACUUUGCUAAAGGGGAGCUAAAGAUGCCAGUGCAUGUCACUGUGAAAGAGCGACCACCCACCAGUGAGUAGAACACCACUCAUAACAAGUGUGCAAAUAUGAGCCCAAUAUUCAGAAAUGUGCAGCAUUUACUGAAGGUUGUCAGCAUCUUGAUCAUGAUGUCUUAUUUUGAUCAUUCUGUGUCAGUAUCUUGUCUGCGGCCCUUUUCUACAGUUAUUCUGUGUUCUGGAAAUUAUGUUUGCAAAUGCAAGUUUCUCGUUGACAGAAAUGUAGCUCUUAAAUGGACCGAGCUGGUCUCACAGUUGUAGUUAUAUAACAUAUGAUAACUGAUAAUGAUAACUAAAGAUAGCUCACAUUAAUACAAUCAUCUUUGAUUUAUUUUUUUCAUCACAAAUGUCAUCUUGUAAUCGAGGUGUGUCCUCAAGGAUGUCAUUAAAGUCGACUAACAUGGAAGUUGGACAUUUUAUAGCUUUAUAUCAAGUUGACAGGACUCUGACUCCAUGUUGCUUCCUACAGCCACACAGGAGAUGACAAUGACGACAACGACGACAACGACGACAAAGACGACAACGACGACAACGACGACUACGUGUUUGAACAUCUCAUCGAGCACUCUUCAACCUGUGACUCACACUUGGACCUCAGCAUAUGAAGAAAACACCGAAGCUCCUGGGUCAGUCUCUUUAGAGUACUAAAGUAGACCAUCUUUGGGAAAGACUGAAUGUUGCUCUGUUGACUCCAGUCUGUUUCCUGUAAUAAUAAUAAUAACAACAACAACAACAACAACAGCAGCAGCAAUAAUAAUAAUAAUAAUAAUAACAACAACAACAACAACAACAGCAGCAGCAAUAAUAAUAAUAAUAAUAAUAAUAAUAAUAACAACAACAACAACAACAACAACAACAACAACAACAACAACAACAACAACAACAACAACAACAACAACAACAACAAUAAUAAUAAUAAUAAUAAUAAUAAUAAUAAUAAUAAUAAUAAUAAUAAUAAUAAUAAUAAUGUAACUGGAUUGAUUGAGAAAAGUGUCCUGAUUGUGUUUGCUCAUUUUGUUGUUGUGUUUCGAUCCGUCUCUGCAGAAGUUUUAUUCACUCACUGAGCCUCAUCAUUCCUCUGAGUUUGUUAUUGACUGUCCUCCUAAUUGUGGCCAUAAUCUUCUGGUUUAUUUGGAGACGACACAGUAAGAACAUGAUGAACUUAUUUAUUAAUAACUAAAUGUUUUAAUUGUAUUCUGCACUGAGAGUCAGUAACAGGAGUUUUUACACUUCCAGAGGAGACCAAGGCCCGAUUAUCUUCUGCAACAGAGGUGAGAUUUACUGAUCUUAUGAUGCAGAUGAAUGUUGAAUACUUGAUUCUCUCACUAUCCAUCACUGACACACACUCCAGUUAUCUUCAUCAGUUUGGUAUUACAUAUAGCCAGAGUCAAUAGUUUUCAGACAAUUCAGCUUUUCCUCCAGAAACCAGAUUUUUAUGGUUUCUGCCCAUCUGUAAAUAAACUCACUUCAUUGCAUUGGACGCUAAAGGAAUCGUUUGUUUAUUUACUGACCUCCAGACAUCAUGUAAACAUGUAAACACAGCUGUACAGACAAAAGCAAAGUCCUUUCAUGUCAGUAUCAACAUUUUUGAUCCAGUUUGAAAAAAGACAAAGACAAUGUUAGUUUGUGUUUCUUUGUGUGUUAAUUGUUUGUUUGUUGAUUAAAUUUGUUGGUAUUUGUUUGUUUUUUUUUUGUUUUUUUUGCAUGUUUGAUUAAGUUUGAGUUUAUUUGUGUUUGCAUUGUGUUUUUUACUAAGAUUGAUUUUGUGUGUUUUUUGGGUCCAUUUGUAUUUCUUUUUUUUUGUUUGUUUUUGUUUGUUCAUUUGUAUUGAUUUGAUCGUGUCUGAUUGUUUUUUGUUCAUUCACAUUUGUGUGUAUUUGUGUUUAUUUUUUGUGCGUCUACAUUUGUAUUUGUCUCAUUCUGUUUCUAUUUUGUGUAUGAUUGUGCUUUUGUUCUUAUUUCAUUGAUUUGUUUUUUAUGAUUGUUGUUUUUUUUAUUCUAUAUAUCUGUUUAUCACAUUUUACUCAAAUUUGCAUUUAUUUGUUGUUUUGUGUGUCUUUGUUUGUUUUCCUCCAUGUCCCUUUAGGGGCUCAGUAAUUUUGUUUGUGUUAUAGUUUAUUUGUGUUUGCUUUAUUGUUUAUUGUGUUAAUUUUUAUUGUGUAUUUUUUUCUACUUUUGUGUUAAAUUGUUUAUUACAUUUUACUCUAAUGUGCAUUUGUGUUGGUUUUUAUUGUCAGUUGUUUUGUGAUUUUCUGUUUGUGAUUGUUGUGUAUUUUUGUGUUUAUGUUUGUGUUUAUGUUUGUGUCUGUUAGUCUUAUUGUGUAUGUUUGUUUUGGUUUGUUUGUGUGUCUCUGUGUUGUUGAUUUUUGACUUUAUUUGUUUUUUGAAAAGUUUAUUUCUGUUGGCAGAAUUAUUAUCAGUAGAUGCUCCAAAUUUUUACAGUAACUGUAUUAUUCUCUUUAUUGACUCUUUCCUUUCAUUUAGCUGUUAUUAAUUAUUAUUAUUAUUUUUAGGAAAUUUGGCAUCAGACCCAGUUCAGCCGCAGGACUUUAACGUGUGUUUUUGAUCCACUAGCUUUUGUUUUGCCUCUUCAUCACAGGCUGAAAAGGAGAUCAUCUACAGCACUGUUACACACACAAGACAUACUGAUCACGAGGUAACUAAACAUAGUUUUGAUUCUUUAUUGACUCUUUCCUUUCAUUUAGCUGUUGCACUAUUAUUAUUAUUAUUAUUUUUAGGAAAUUUGGCAUCAGACCCAGUUCAGCCGCAGGACUUUAACGUGUGUUUUUGAUCCACUAACUUUUGUUUUGCCUCUUCCUCACAGGCUGAAAAGGAGAUCAUCUACAGCACUGUUACACACACAAGACGAACUGAUCACAAGGUAACUAAACAUAGUUUUUAAUUAAGGGUCAGCCCUGCCUCUGUCCCUCAGCAGGACAAUCAAGGUGAUAUUAGUAAAAAACAAUAAUAAUAAUAAUGAAUGACUUUGAAAGGUUUUACAUCCAAAGAUGGUUCCAGGUCUCUGAUUGCUCUCCUGGUUUUUCUGUUCCUUCUGUUCCUCAGCAACACCAAGCACAGGAGGAGGAUGUUAUCUACAGCCCAUUAGCUCUGCAUUAAAAGCUUGAUUUUGGUCAUUGUUGGACGAGAGCCGUAAUUCACGCAACUGUUGUUUCUUUAUCUCCUCAUGCUGUUACCCUCUGAGCAUUUUUGGUUCAAAAAUUGGUCUAACAGACGUCUAAAUGUAGCCUAGACGGCUGCUCUAAAAUCAGGCUACCACAGGUCUAAAAAUGAAAGUUUUUUUAGACGUCUAAAUUUAAACCAAGUUUGGACCAAGUCUAAAUCUGGGCUAUAUCUUUACUACACUGUAUUUUGCUCAACAACUAUCAUUAUUAAUUUUGUUUAGUACUUGGAGAUCAGUUAUGCAACUCACAGUUGCUUUUUGAGAUAAAUAGUUAUUGAAUAAUGGGUUAAAGUGCAACGUCUAAAUUCCAUCUAAAAAUAUUCAGAAUCUAGACGGUUGAAAUUAGGUCUAAAAAAAAAAAACUAGAUGUCUAAUAGCCGUCUAUUGCUCACUGGGUACUCUUUUCUGAUUUCUAAUGUAUCUGAAGUCCAUGAAGGCUGGACACCUUUUUGGUGAAUAAAAACUAAGUAAAACUAAGAACUGUAUGAAAAGUGUAGCUGAUUGAUUUCA
This is a messenger RNA of Xyrichtys novacula (pearly razorfish), 6315 nucleotides long. The record is from the annotation of a GenBank genome assembly. Lineage: Eukaryota; Metazoa; Chordata; Actinopteri; Labriformes; Labridae.